AUGGCGAACGAAGACACACGGAAGCGGCCAGCUGCGGGCGAGCAGGCCGGCGCCCCGCAGAAGAAGAAGAAGAAGCGGAAGACGAAGAGCAAGGAGGAGCGGCGCGCACACCAGGCCGCCAAUGCGAAGAAGCCGGGCGCGCGUCCGAUAAGGCCUGGCAAGGCACAGCGAGCGGCCGCCAGAGAGGCAAGAGAGGCAGCGGCAGCAGCAGUAGCAGCGGUCGUGGCUACGGAAAGAUGGGACGAGGAGCACAAAGAAGAGCAACAAGACGGACGGCCCCUUCGACACCUCCCCUCGCCGCGAUACCCAGCCGCACAGCUGCCACAACCGCUCGCCCCCUCGACGCCUUCUCCGCCGAUAGAGCGCGCUCCUCCCUCUCCUCUUCGCCCUCAUCAGCACCCGGCCUCGACGGGCAGGGGAAGACCGGAGAUAGUGCCAUCGUCGGCCCGUGAGGGCGGGGUCUCCGGCACGUCGCCUCCUCUGCCGCUUCCAGCGCGGCUGUCGAAGGAAAUCUUCGACGUGCAAUUGUUGAGGUGGAGUGGGUAG
Messenger RNA from Coniosporium apollinis CBS 100218, 546 nucleotides. RefSeq lists its product as uncharacterized. The transcript has 2 exons. NCBI's taxonomy places the organism in Eukaryota, Fungi, Ascomycota, Dothideomycetes. The record is from RefSeq and is a predicted model, not a curated record. The coding region runs from base 1 to 546 and encodes 181 amino acids.